GCUAGACUCCGGCCGAGACUCUGAGCUCAGGCUGUAGCCGCAUCUGCUCAAGGCAAAUUGGUGGGAGCAAGGUUGAAGGUGGUUAAGGAGUAAAGAGAGCACACAAAGAAUCUAGAAAGCUUCAUGCGGCGCUCAAGGUCCUGCAUUGUUGCACUGUUUGUCAUUUGUAGAUUUGAAAAGCAACAUGGCAGCCACUGCAAACGUCAGAGCUCCGGCGCUUAUAGUGAAUAGCCUUGGGGAAGAAAGUUUGAACCGGAGACAGUGUUGCGGGGCAGCCGCAAUUGCAACAUCUCCUCUACUGUGUGCUCCUAAGAAACCUGCAAACCUUGUAAGAAAGAAAACUUUUCUAGAAGGAGCUGCGUUUUCCUCAACUUUCCAAGCUGCGAAGCUUAGCUUACCCCAGAGAACUUAUGCACGCAAUGAGCGGGGAAAAGUGCUUGCUCAGGCAGCGGCGGACGGGCCUUCAAAAGCAAAGGAAAUUGACGAGCCUGUACUUGUUGUUGGCGCUACAGGGGGCGUGGGUCAGAUUGUUGUGUCAUAUCUCCUGGACCGCGGACACCAGGUCAGGGCAGUCCUGCGCAAUAAGGAGAAAGCGGAGCAGAUCUUUGGCCACGAACACGAUGAUCAGCUGGAGAUGUUUGUCGCUGACACAAGACAUCCAGACACACUUCGACCGGAGAUCUUUGAGGGUGUGGGCUCUGUGAUUUGCUGUACUGGGACCACAGCCUUCCCGUCGAAACGAUGGGAUGGAGGCAAACCAGAGGAGACAGAUUACCACGGCUUUAAGAACCUGCUAGAGAAGACCCCGAAGUCGAUCAAGAAGUUUGUGCUGGUCUCGUCCGUUGGAGUGGAGAGCUACAAUUCGUUCCCUUACAACAUUCUUAACCUAUUCGGCGUGCUUAAGUGGAAGAAGCUCGGCGAGGAGAUGCUGGAGAAGUCGGGACACCCGUUCACGAUCAUCAGGGCGGGUCGGCUAAUGGACGGUCCAUACACGUCGUACGACUUGAACACGCUCCUCAAGACAGCCAGCGGCACAAGACGAGCGGUCAUUCUAAGCAAAGGGGACAAGCUCCGUGGGGAGGCCAGCCGGCUGAGCGUAGCCGAGGCCUGCCUGCAAGCACUGCAGCUGGAGUCGACCAACGGGCACAUCUACGAGAUCAACAGCGCUGAGGGUGACGGCCCCGGCACGGAUUCGGAACGAUGGGCCGCUCUCUUUUCAGGGGCCGAACGAGUUGGACAAGCCAAGAGUUGAGACGUGUUUUGUGGGCAGUCCCUCCCGUGUUGAGUAGAAAAUCAAAAAGUAAACUAGACUUGUGUUCGUGUUGUAUUUUUUAAGAACUCACACUGAGCCGACGCGUGCGAUUUGCAGCCCACUGCGACCUGUUCAAAUUUUGACGUGAUUGACCUUGGUCCAGGUUUCCAACUUCGUGAAACUCGAGCACUCGACCAGUAGCAGCUUGAUGGGUGUGUAUUGACUCACUG
Messenger RNA from Klebsormidium nitens, 1482 nucleotides. Lineage: Eukaryota; Viridiplantae; Streptophyta; Klebsormidiophyceae; Klebsormidiales; Klebsormidiaceae. The record is from the annotation of a GenBank genome assembly.